Oryza brachyantha (malo sina) is the source of this 2510-nucleotide messenger RNA. RefSeq names its product protein MICRORCHIDIA 6-like. Bases 42 to 2228 code for a protein of 728 amino acids. The transcript has 17 exons. The record is from RefSeq and is a predicted model, not a curated record. Gene Ontology annotation, molecular function: ATP hydrolysis activity. Gene Ontology annotation, cellular component: nucleus. NCBI's taxonomy places the organism in Eukaryota, Viridiplantae, Streptophyta, Magnoliopsida, Poales, Poaceae.
UCUCUUGUCAUGUGAAUAGGAACCGUCCCACUACCGUGGCGAUGAACUCCAUGGGCACGGAGGAAGACACGAAGCCGUUCGUCUCCCCGAUCACCUCCGCCCCGCAAUGCCUCCGUGGAUUCAGCACUUGCCAGGCGCCGCCAUUGGAGCGCGUCGCGCGACGAGCGGCCGAGCACGAGCAGCAGGGGCCCUGCGUCCUGAACCAGGCCGCGACCGAAUUGCCGGAAGAAUGCGCCACCGGGCGGAGCCGCUCGGGCGAGAGCCUCGAGGAGGGCACCUCAGCUGCUGCUCCGUCUCGCGCGGCCGCACGGAUUAGCAGGAGGUUCUGGAGCGCCGGCGAGUACGAAGCGGCCGGCGGGAGGAGUUCGCCGCAACCGCCGCCUCGAAAUGUGCAGAAUCGCAUGUGCGUCCACCCCAAAUUCCUUCACUCGAACGCGACUUCGCACAAAUGGCCAUUUGGAGCGGUGGCAGAGUUACUGGAUAAUGCUGUCGACGAGAUAAAAAAUGGCGCUAAGAAGAUUAUAGUGGACAAAGUCGUUAACAACCGGGACGGAUCACCAGCUUUGCUUGUUCAAGAUGAUGGUGGAGGCAUGAAUCCUGAUUCCUUGAGAAGUUGCAUGAGCUUUGGAUUUUCUGAUAAACAAUCAGGCUCUUCAAUAGGUCAAUAUGGCAAUGGAUUCAAAACUAGCACAAUGCGGCUAGGGGCAGAUGUUAUUGUUUUCAGUCGCUCCAUGAAGAACAGCGAGCCUACCCAAUCCAUUGGUCUUCUUUCUUACACAUUCUUGACGGAAACCGGUCAAAAGGAUGUCAUCGUUCCUGUGGUGGACUACAUGUGCAAUUUAUCGACAGGAGAAGCUAAACCCUAUCACCGGCUUGGUCCAGAUCAGUUUUCCUCGAAUCUCUCUAUUCUGUUGAAAUGGUCCCCAUUUGCAACUGAAGAACAACUGAUGCAUAACUUUAGUGACAUUGGUCCUCAUGGCACAAAGAUUUUAGUCUUCAAUUUGUGGUCAGAUGAUGAUGGUGAUCUGGAGCUUGAUUUUGACACCAAUGUGGGGGAUAUUCGGAUCAGUGGUGCACCAAAGCCAGUAGAAACAACUAAUGUUACAAAAAGAAUGAACGAAAGCCAUUUGGCAAAUCAGCUGCGCUACUCUCUUAGGGACUAUGUUUCUAUAUUGUAUUUGCAACUACCUGGAUACUUCAAGAUCAUACUCCGAGGACAAGAAGUUAUGCAUCAUUACGUUGCAUCUGAUCUCAGAUAUAGCCAAUGCAUUAGCUAUAAGCCCCAAGUCUUUGGAACAAAUGAGGACCAGGUGCUUACAACCAUAGGAUUUCUAGAUGGUGCUCCGACUAUCAGCGUACAUGGAUUUAGUAUCUACCACAAGAAUCGGCUUAUAUUGCCAUUUCACCGAGUUUUGAGUAGCGCAAGCAGCAAAGGUAGAGGCGUUGCUGGAGUAUUAGAAGUAGACUUCAUCAAGCCCACACAUGACAAACAGGACUUUGAGAAGUCCCAGCUCUAUCAGAAGCUAAUAACGCGCUUGAAAAACAUGACAAAUGAGUAUUGGGAUUUAUACAGUCACCUGGUUGGAUACCAUAAAGUGCCCCGUGCGGCUUCCGGCUCUCCUGCUUCUCGUGCACUUGUGCCGACAAUGCCAAGCACCACUGCUAAACCAUCGGAGCCGAAUCCAAAUGAUCAUCUUCCUCCGAUGGUGCCUUCCAGGCCCAACUCAUGUGACAAACCCUCGAAUGCAAUUCCAAUUGCUUUUGCUCCUCCUGCCUCUGCACCUGCUGGAACAAACAUUGCCGCUACACGAGCACCAACAGUUUGCUCCGAGCUAGAUAUGCAAAUCAUCCAAGGCUACCAGACAAGGUCACCAACUGUGGCAGCUUGCACUGAUUUGGCCGAUACAAGAAAAAGAAAGAUGGAAACUCCUCUUCAGAUGGAUGGCCCCUUCAAACGGCAGAGCACAUCUGAUUUGGCUGGCAACAACUCCGUGGACUCAAGUAAUGAGAUUUGCCAGUAUAUGGGAGAACGAGAGUUAAAUGAAUUUUCUUACUUGAAACUAGAGCAGAAUAUGCUCCGUCAGCAAUGCUUGGAAUUGGAGUCGACAGAGAGGGAUCUUUUGCUCAAGGAACAUCAGCUGCGCCUUGAAAUUCAGCAAGCGGAGGCACGCUACACCGGCUUGCUGAACGAAUACAUAUCGGUGGCUGCUGUGAGCACACGCAAGUGAUCGGGAUCCGUUUACUACAUGCGAAGACAUGUUUUUGCAAUAUAGCAAGGAACCAAUGCACAUUAAGCCAUGAGGCUUUUGUGAUCACUUGGCUACGAGAACACCGUCUCGGUGUUUCAUCACCUGUGUCAUCUGCCAGAUAGCUUAGCCUUAGCAAAUUUAACAGUGUACGGUGUAAAUAGAGUGUUUUUUUUUUGGGGAGAAUUUCAGAUUAUCACGAGAGCUCCAGCUAUUUAUUUCUCUUCUGAAUUUCAACAUUCGUUUAGAUAUCUAGAAAAAAAA